This is a messenger RNA of Mucor velutinosus, 1107 nucleotides long. RefSeq lists its product as uncharacterized. The record is from RefSeq and is a predicted model, not a curated record. The transcript has a single exon. The coding region runs from base 1 to 1107 and encodes 368 amino acids. Lineage: Eukaryota; Fungi; Mucoromycota; Mucoromycetes; Mucorales; Mucoraceae.
AUGUCUUCCGCUGAAGAAACUCUCUAUAACAUCCGCUCUGCCAUUGCCAGCAUCGAUUCCUCCAUCGGUGCCCAAAGUAGCAUUAAUCAAGCUACCGAGCAGCGUUUAGAUGCCGUUGAUCAACGAUUUGAUGCUAUUGACCAACGCUUUACGAACGUCGAAACUUCCUUUAAGGAAAUUCUUAACUUCUUCAAGUCCCAAACUACCCAGAACCCCUCUCGUCCUUCUGACAACCAUCCUUCAGUAAGCCCUGAAGCUCAACCACCUCGCCCUGCCUCCAAAUCUGACGGACCUCAAACCAAACCCUCUUGGGCCUCUAUCGCUAGCAAGCCCCCUGCUCCACUUACGGACCGCAAGCGACAGGCCUUACACCGUGCAUUCAAUCCACCUGUUCACGAUCCCACUCAAAAUGGGUCUUACACCUUUGUCUAUCUCCCUCGCUCCCGCCGUAUGAAUCGUGCCCAAAUUAGAUCGAAAUUUCGCCAAAUUUCGAUUGACAACCUCCGAAUUCUGGACCUCAGCUUCCCGGCUCGUAACACCAUUGGUGUUCUUUUGCAUGAAGCCUAUCUCCCUGAGUUCAAAUCGAAGCUUCUCGAAAUUGACUCCCACUUGAUCCAAGAUUUCGAUCCUCUGGAUCACCAUCACAUUGCCGACCCUAAAUACCAAAGUUUCUCGGAGGAACGUCGUACCCAGCUCGCAAAAGCCCUUCACCAGGACCGAUGCAUCCGCUCCCUGUAUUUUAUUCGCCUCCAUCUCGUCCCCGGUGUUGCAAAGUACUUUGUCCAUGAAGGAUGGGUACCUAGCCACGUCGCUGAAGAUAUCAUCAACCAACGUCUCCCUCGUCCCGUCAAGAGACGACCUGCUCCCCAAUCAGUCUCGGAAUCCACAUCCCAAAAUCCCCAACUCUCUGGCCUCUCUACCCAAACUAACUCUUCUCGCGGCUCUGCUCCACAGGUUCCCCUUCCUACUAAUCCUCACGAUUUGUUCGGUAAUCCAGUACCCACUCAAGACAUGGGUACAACCCCUGAUUUUGCCUCCAAUGCUUACUCUUCGGAGAGCUCUCGUCCCAGUUCUCCCGUCUCUGACGCCGGUGAUCUCUCUCAAUGA